Dovyalis caffra is the source of this 513-nucleotide messenger RNA. Lineage: Eukaryota; Viridiplantae; Streptophyta; Magnoliopsida; Malpighiales; Salicaceae. The record is from the annotation of a GenBank genome assembly.
AUGGCAGCUGCAAUAUUGACGUUGCUUGCAGCAUCACUCCUGAUAGGAUGCACCAAUUCAGCCAUGGCUUGGGAGGAAACUCAUGGGGUCAUACAUGUUGCUGGGAAAGUACUGUGCCAGGACUGCACCAAGGGUUAUAAUGACUGGAUUAAUGGUGAAAGGCCCAUUAAAGGUUGUAAAGUAUGCCUUACAUGCACAGAUGAUAGAGGCAGAGUGAUGCAUUACGAUAGUGAUGUGACGGAUGAAAGAGGGGAAUUUGAGAUGACAGUGAGCAAAUACAUUAAUGGGAAGCAGCUGAAAGAGAAGAAAUGCUCAGUGAGGCUUGUGUCAUCACCAGACCCUACCUGUAACAUUGUCACUGACUUUGCUGGUGGGAAAUCAGGAGAGAAGCUCAGCCGACCCACCGCCGUGUACCGGGACACCGUUAAAUAUGUACUUACUCCAUUUUACUUCACCUCUCCGAUGUGUGAUGAACCUGAUACUGCUGAUCAGUUCCAAGGAAACCAUUACUAA